CACAUAGAGGCGCUGAUGGAUGAAAACACCUAAAACGACGCGAUGACCGCUCUCAGGUUCCUCUCUGCUGAGAGAAUCCUCGAAAAUUGACAAAAUCCGGGAGAGGCGUCAAUGGACACGUUUUACACACGUGUCCUGUCCUCCAAUCCAUUUUCUCAUCCCGUCCGGCUUGUUCUCUGCGCAGCAUAUGCGCGAUGAUCCUAGUGACUUUCCACGCCUCCUCCCAGGCAUACCAUAGGACCACGACCACGGUGCCCUCGCAUGCGCCUCAUUCCAAAAAAAACCAUCAGCCAUAUUGGUGUGUUGUAUCGCUGUCCUCAGUAAUUCCGACGAUCAGCAAAGGUGAUAGUGCAUCAUGACGGAUUCCAUGAAAUUUGGUCCAGAAUGGUUGCGCAAGGUUGGGUCAGGAGACAGUUGCAAUGCUGGUAGUGGUGGCGGAGGAACCACAACGUUGAGUACACCUCGCUAUCAACUAGCAGAGCAUAGAUAUGGCCGUGAGGAAAUGUUGGCCUUAUUUGAUCGCAACUGUAAACCUUCGGAGCCGUUCCUAGUAUCCUUUCCAAUGUUAUAUGUGGAGAAAACUCAGCUUCCACUGGCUCUCACAACCAUGACAGAUGAUGAAACGCGUAUGUGGAAUGGAGGGAUAACUAAUAUUAGUGGUAGCCGUGGAAGAGGCAGCAGUGUAGAUCGUGGACGUGGUCGAACUGGAAGAGGAAGCUUGUAUUCGUCUCACUUUUCACGUGGAGUUGGUUUUGAUGACUCCAAUGAUGGGAUCCGAAUCGAGGGUCAAUCAUUCCAGGGGAGAAAUAGACCAUUUGAUAGAUCUCAAAGCGAGCGUGGCUGGUCAGAAAGAAAUGGCGCUUCAGAUCCAGGAGAAUGGAAUGGGUCGACUAGUCCUAGAAAGGAACUAAAUCGCGGAACAAGUGGUAGUUCGCUUAUGGAGAGUAAUUGGAGACGUCAUCGUGGAGAAGAUGAAGAUAGUUGGCGCAAGUGGGGACGAAGUAGUUGGCGUGAGGGUGGCAGCAUGGACCGGGACAGGUUGGAUCGAAACGAGGGCGAUGGAGACGAGGGUAGAGGCGGAUCGGGAAGAUGGGAGCAUCGGGGGAACCAUAGACCUUCCCACGAUUCAAGUCAUCAUCCCCCACCUCGUACCGCUCGCACUUGGGAAUCAAAUCAUCAUGAUAAUCAUGACAAUCUACCUGAAUGGGCAACGGAGAAUCCAGCUGAAAGUGGCGGCAGUUUUGAUUCUUCUGGCGCAUUUCAUGGUGGAAUGUAUUCGGAUGAUGACGAGGAUGGUGCGGCGGGUGCCUCUCAACAGGGUAGAACUCGACGCGUGUCGGAGGGAAGUGCUUCCAAUGUAGCGAGACCUAGUAGCAAGCCAUAUGGAACGAGUUCUGCUCAAUCUUUGAAUCGCCAUAUAAAUAAUACAGUAACCAAUACAUUAAGCAAGGAACGUUCAAAACCAUUGGAUUCGCUUGAAGAUAAGGAUGAUUCUACAGAAAAAGAGAAGAGAUGUAACUCACCCUCUACUAAGUCGACCACUGUGCCGUCGACUGAGAGCAUUCCCACGAAAACUUCAGUGUCAUCUGUAGAUCUUUUGCAGAAGAAGACUGUCGGACCCGCCGCGAAUGUGGAUAAAGUCGAGACUUCAGGUGAGAAAUCUAGCGAGUCUCCGAGUGGAGCUCAUGAUAAGGAGAACGUACAGACGGAGAUCAAAACAGAGCCGCAGUGCGUGCCUGCUGCGAUCAAUCUAUCGGUUCCUAUAGAGCAUCCAAAGCUCGUACAUAACACAGGAACUGCUAAUGUCAGGCAAAGAACUGAAGAUGACCUGGAUAGAAUGAAGGAGGAAGCCGCCGCUCUGGUAGCCAAAUUAAUGGCAGAUGAAGAGAAUCACAAGGAGAAGACAGUCACUUCUUGUGUCCCUCCUCCAAUUGGUAACCAACCUUCCGCGGUUUCCUCCACAAGUAAUCAGGAAAAAUGGUUUUAUCGUGAUCCGCAAGGCGAAGUUCAGGGACCCUUUUUAGCUAGCGAAAUGGCUGAAUGGUGUAAAGCCGGUUACUUUAGUACGGGAUUAUUGGUGAGAAGAACUUGCGAUGAAAGGUACGCCACGCUUGGUGAUUUGAUAAAAAUGUUUGGAAGAGUACCGUUCACGCCUGGUCCACCAAUACCUCCAUUAAAGUUAGUGGAUCAGGUGAUUCCACCUGUUCCUAAUCCCACCGUACCGGCUGGACUAGUCCCUGGUGCUAUGCCAAAGGCCGGAUUAGAAGAUCCAUUGCUAUUAAUGACAUAUCAACAGAUGCAGAUGCUGCACAAUCAGAUGUUGUUUAGGCAGAUGAGAACAUCAGCGAUAGCGAAAUUAUCGCAGUCGGAACACUGGUCUUCGCUGAGUCCUAUGGAACAGAAUCAGUUGAUUCUGCAGUAUGUCAUACAAGACGGAAUGCAGGAAAUUCCGGAAGUGCCGAUAGCAACAAAUCCGUUUGUGCCUCACCUAGCGUCUCAGACGACUAAUCCUGUUAUGCAAUUGUUUACUCAAAUGCAACAAGCGAAGACACAACCUGAGACUCACUUGCCAACAAAUCCACAUACGACUACGCCUGCCCAUCCGACUACGGUAGAUCCUAUACAACAGCUUAUCCAACAGAUGGGCAGUAUGCAACCCACGAUGCAACAACCAAAUAUCGCUCCGGCUCCAACGCCGACGCAGGAAGACAAUCCAAUAAAGUCUUUACUGCGUCAACUUAAUGUCAACACGAACGGUCAUCCACAGGCAACGACUACUCACAUGGACACCGUUUGGCCGCAACCGCCGCCACAAAUGGUUCCCCCCCAAUUUAAUGCGCAGAAUUGGUUAGCGCAGGUCGGGCCCAUUCCCGCGAUGCCACCAGGACAAUUACCUGGUUCUCUAUGGGAUAUACAUGCUAAGGAUAUGAAAACCGAGCAGCAGAUAUUGGAAGAACAAAAUCUUAAGUUACAAGAGGAUAGAAAAAAGGAAGAAUUAAGAAAGCAGGAAGAAUUGCAGCGUCAAAUGGAAGAGGAGAAUGUAAAGAGGAAGUUAAAAGAAGAACAGGCUAGACAAGCUGAGGAAGCGAAACGUAAAGAUGAAGAAAGAAAGAGAAAAGAGGAGGAAAAAAAACGGAAAGAAGAGGAAAAACGGAAGCAAGAAGAAGAGCUAAAGAAGAAAGAAGAGAAAAAACGUAAGGAAGAAGAGAAAAAGCGUGAAGAAAAGAGGAAGCAAGAGGAAGAAAAUUUAAAGAAGAAACAAGAAGAGGAAAAGAGAAAGCGAGAAGAAUUUAAAAAACAAGAAGAAAAACAGAAGAAGGAAGAGGAAAAGAAAAAGAAAUUAGAAGAAGAACAAAAAAGGCAGGAAGAAGAGAGAAUCAGGAAAGAGGCGGAGGCGCGACGGCAGGCGGAAAUAGAAGAGCAAGCUCGUCGUGCGGACCAACGGCGAAGAGAAGCCGAGGCGUUGCGUAAGCUUCAAGAGAGAAAUAAAUCUCCAUGGGCUCAAGCUCCACGCACCCUCGCUCCCGCCACUCAUCCCGCUUCCCUUGCCGAAAUUCAGAGACUCGAGAAAGAAAAAAAAGUGGAGGAACAACGGCUUCAACAGCAAUUGAUGCAGCAACAAUUGGCACAGCAGAAAGCAGUAGAGCAGGCACACGAGACAUCGGCAAUCGACUCGUCAAAGCGAUUGCAAUUCAAAUGGGCGGAAAAAGCUAUUGCCUCUAGUAAACCUCUCCAAGUGAAGAGUCUCGCGCAAAUUCAGCAAGAGGAGCAGGAGCGCGUCGAUAAAAUAAAGCAACAGGAAAGAGAACGAUUGGAAAAAGCUGGCCAGAAAGAAUCCGCGAAUAUGCUGCAGAACGCUGGAAUAUGGGGUACGGCGUCGCAGUGCUUGAACUGGGCUAAUUCGAAUGCGUCGAACAGUCAAGUGUGGUCCACGAAUUCCGGUACUACUGGUUUCUGGGAUCCUACACCCGUUAAGUCAUCGACUACUACGAAACAACCAGCUAAACAAGCUACAAGUGCAAAACCUGCCUCUAGCCAGCAGCAACAGCAGCAAAAUAGCAACAAUAAAGCAUCCAAAAAUAAGAAUAAGAGAGAAGAGGAACUAGUGAAGAAAUUGUUUGAACAGAACACUGCCAAGACUGACGAAUUCACGCAAUGGUGUAAUAAAGCAUUGAGCGGUAUACAAGCGUCUGUGGAUAUCCCUACGUUCGUUGGAUUUUUGCGAGACAUCGAAUCGGCGUAUGAAGUUAAGGAGUACGUUCGCGUUUAUCUCGGGGAUACAAAGCAAAGCACGGAAUUUGCCAAGCAAUUUCUUGAGAAACGAAGCAAGUGGCGAUCGGCACAACGUCCUCAGGCGCAAGCGGACGACUUGUGCAAGCCAGCACCUGCCGUUAAUCCAAAUGCACCUGCAGAAUUUCAAGAAGUUAAGGGAAAAUCCAAGAAACCAAAGAAGGGAAAGAUGUUCAAAGUGGAUAACAGGAUCCUUGGCUUCAGUGUAACCGCUGCUCCCGAUCGUAUUAACGUAGGUGAUCGCGAUUAUGGCGAAGGCGUCUGAGCUGUUUCACCAAUUUACCUCCUAGAAAUGAUGCAACGCUCGUUUCAUUAAACGGUUUGUUAUUUAUUUAUUGUACAUGCCAAACCGGUGCUGAGAAAUCCACAUGGAUAUAUCUCUUAAAGCAUGUGAAGACUUUUUACAAUCCAACACACGAAGAAAGAAGCUCAUCCUUUUGGAGUCGAUCGCCGGUGAUUUUUAUUUAGGACCGGCUGAGCGUGGCGUUAUUUUCUUACAUUACACAAAAAAAACCAUUGUACAUACUACUCAAAGAAUAUUUCGCAUGAAAGAAGACGGACUUACUUUUUCCUAUGUACACGACAAUUAAGGUUGGAAACUUUUAUAACAUUUCAUCUCGUCAUCGUCACUUAAAAUACAUACGAAAGGAGAAAGUAUCCCGAUCGAUGAUAAUCGUGCAUGCGGAUAUGUGGCAGUCAAUAGCAAUAUGUGUAUGUAAAGGUGUUCAUUGAAAAAAAAUAACAUUAGAAUGUGCUUGAGAUUGUGAAAAUCAUCACCUUCACAUCAAGUACUGAAUAUACGGUGCGUCAGUAUUUGUCCUUGUUGAAUCCUAUGGAUUUUUGCUUCAUCGCAAAUACACGUCGAGAAAAGAGAUUUACUUUAUAUUAUUACUUGUAGUACACAUUUUGCAAGUGAUUUAAAAGUGCAUUUCAAGCACGAGAAAUCUUCCUUCACUUUUAAUACCUCUUCGUCGUCAUAAUAUUGCAGUAUAUACAAAGGGACUGCGACCAUUGAUAACAGAACAGAAUACUUGUAUUAUAUUCUGGAAUAAUAAGAACAAUUCAAAAUGAUGAUAUUUUAUGAGGAUAGUUUAGGAAAUAAAACUAGACUUUUGACUCUGUAUAGCAUUAUUCAUUAAAAAAAACUUUCAGUUUCGCAGUAGAAACAAUAGCAAUUAAAAAUAAUAUUCAUAAUACGUAUUACUCAAGGCAUUACGAUAAUAUCGGUAAUACAUAAAAUCCUGAUAACAUUAAUUAUUGCAUAUAUGGAUCUCAUUGUCUCGUCGGCAUAGACUUUUACACAUUGAUAGUCAAUUGUAACAGUAAACACAUUCAAAAAUACGAAAGACUUAUGGGAGAUUUAGAAGAUGCAAUACGUGCACAGAGAAAAAUGUAUUUUUUUUGUAAAGUUUUAUUUUAUAACUAUAAAUGUAGUUAAAGAAAAUCCAUAACUACUUUUUAGCACUUUUAAGAAUGUUUAUUUUGUUUUUUUCUAAUUGGACUAAUUAAUAUGCAUUGACACAGAUACGACGUUGGAUAAGCGUGGAAUGUUGUGACAGAUCUGACCACUCGUAAUAUUAUGAUGGUUGUUAAUUAAGGUUCAUUGAUCUUCUCUUAUAUAACAUCGAAAAUAGGAGAAGACCAUAGACCCUUACAUGAAAAGAUUUAUGUAUAAAUAGAUUUAAUGUACAGAAUAAUAUAGUGAUGAUUAAACAAACCAAUUAAAGCGAUAUAAUAAAAAAAACUGAUAAUUGAUAUUGUAUCAAUAUUCUAUUAUUGUAUCUAACGUACAACUUAAUGAAAUAAAUAUUAUUAUAUUUUCAAUUUGGCUUUCUUAUUAUUUUGUAAGUUAAUUUAUAUAUCAAAAUUCAAAAUCUUUCACACAUACACGCGUGCGGGCGCACGCACUCGCACACAUACACAUAACAACAUACUUCUUGUUACAAGAUGAAUGUAUGAAAAUGUUUUUUUCUUGUAAGUUAAUAUAUACUUUAUAUACUCUGUAUGCGGAUAAUGACUUCUGAAUACAGCAUUUUUGUGAUAAAACUACAAAUUAAAAAUAGUAAUUUCUUUGGUUCUUACAAAAAGAAGAAAAGCCCUCGAAAAGAUAUUGAUAUAUGGUAAUGUUGUACGGCGGGAUUGCAUAAGCAUGAAUUAACCUUUUUACUCCACAUAUUGCUACAAAUAACUGCUUAAAAAAUUAGCGCGAAUUGUUUUAAAAGUUAAACACAAACGAUUCGUAAUACACACGCGACGAUAUUUUGUAAUGCUAAUGGCGCAAUAAAUCUUUCUUAAACAUAUAUAUUAAAUGUAUGCGCGGGGUGAGCGGCGUUGCGGUUGGAUAUCGUUACGAAUUGUUAUUACAUGUUAUGCAUUGAUUCAUACGAUGUCAUGUAUCAUAAUAAAAGAUCAUUUAAUGGA
Messenger RNA from Monomorium pharaonis (pharaoh ant), 6711 nucleotides. RefSeq names its product GRB10-interacting GYF protein 2 (gene Gyf). The transcript is spliced from 16 exons. Lineage: Eukaryota; Metazoa; Arthropoda; Insecta; Hymenoptera; Formicidae. Bases 356 to 4555 code for a protein of 1399 amino acids. The record is from RefSeq and is a predicted model, not a curated record. Gene Ontology annotation, molecular function: protein binding.